UUGACAUAUACAUUCCUGAGGUGGUCGAUUCAACCGGAGAGAGAGAGAAAAUGUCGGGGCAAACGCUCACGGAUCGCAUCGCCGCUGCGCAAUACCAGCUCACGGGAUCAGAUAUGGCCCGGGCUGUCUGCAAAGCCACCACUCACGAAGUGAUGGCGCCCAAGAAAAAGCACCUGGAGUACCUGGUGUCGGCCACCAACACCACCAACGUGAACAUCCCCCAGAUGGCCGACACGCUGUUCGAGCGAGCCACCAAUGCCAGCUGGGUGGUCGUCUUCAAGGCCCUCGUCGCCAGUCAUCACAUGUGUGUCCACGGCAACGAGAGGUUCAUUCAGUACUUGGCUUCCAGGACCUCCCUGUUUAACCUCAGCAACUUUAUCGACAAAACCGGCUCGCACGGCUACGAUAUGUCGACAUUCAUCAGGCGGUAUGGACGAUACCUGAACGAGAAAGCCUUCGCCUACCGCCAGAUGGCUUUUGAUUUCACCAGAGUCAAGAAAGGUGCCGAGGGUGCGAUGAGGACCAUGACCACUGAGAAGCUGUUGAAAGGCAUGCCUGUUCUGCAAACUCAGAUCGACACACUCCUGGAGUUUGACAUUCAUCCCAAGGAGCUUAACAACGGGAUCAUCAACGCUGCGUUCCUGCUUCUCUUCAAGGAUCUGGUCAAACUGUUUGCGUCCUACAACGACGGAGUCAUCAACCUAUUAGAGAAAUACUUCAAGAUGAAGAAGAGUGACUGCAAGGAGGCUUUGGAGAUCUACAAGAGGUUCCUGACCAGGGUGGCGAAGAUCGGGGAAUUCAUGAAGCUGGCCGAGACAAUCGGAGUUGAGAAAAACGACAUUCCUGACAUCAACUUCGCUCCCAGCAGUAUCCUGGAGAGUCUGGAAACACACAUGAACGGUUUGGAAGACGUCAAGGGUGGAAAGAAGGGUGAAGGGUCUCCAACAAAGGGGUCUCCGACGAACAAUGUGUCUCCGACAUCGACUCCGGCCAAAUCUUCUAACGCUGUUCCAGCGCUGCAGCCUCCUCCUGGGGAGGGCGCUGCCGCCGCUGCCGCCGCCGCCACCGCCGCCGCUGCUGAGCCGGUUGAAGAUUCCUUGUUGGACCUGGAUCCUCUGUCCUCCUCGGGUCCCUCAAGACCAUCAGCUGCCCCCACAUCUUGGGGAGAUCUUCUUGGAUCAGAAAUGGGCGAUUCCUUGCUCUCUGAACCCACCCUCACGGCAGAGGCAGCCCCCUCCUCUGCAGCAGCAGCAACGCCCACUCCUGCAGCGGCAGAACCUGGAGUCUCUCUAGCUCCUCCCACUAGCACAGCAGCCGCCACCACCCCUGGCGCCGCCAAUAUGGAUCUGUUGGGAGACGCCUUUUCAACACCUGUUCCUGCCGCAGAGGCCUCUGCAGCGGCCGCUGAAGGCGGGGCCGCCACCGCCGCCCCCGCUGCCAACGCCGGAGCUGAGUCCACAGGAGGAGACGCCACAGCUGCUGCUGCUGCUCCGGCUGCGCCCGGUGCUGAGCUCAUGUCAGUAUUUGAUGGACUAGGGGAUGUAAUGAAGCCCACUUUGACCCCUCAGGCGGGGGAUGUUGACACUUCCAUGGCCAACAUGGCAAGUAAUCUCUCGAUGGGAAACCCAGCGGCACCUCAGGUAGCUCCCCCCUGUUGGGGCGCUCCCAUGGCCGGGGCACCAGGAGCUCCCAUGAUGCAGAUGGCGAGGCCAAGCUUCCCUUCCACCGGAGCGACCCCUGGAGCGCCGAUGUCUCCCGGGGCGGCCCAGAGCCCCAGGAAGCCACCACCACCGAGGAACGCCCUGGACGACCUCAACAUUAAGGACUUCAUGUAGACGGACGGACCUGGAAAGCCCCCAAGGUUUGUCAUUGUGUCUGGAGCUCUGUGGAUGUGGAUGGCUGCACUUGCCCCACUGCCUUCCCCCUCAUGCCCCAGCCUCCUCAGCCAACCAGCCAUUGCAUCCCCACGAUAUUUGCCCUCUCUGACCUCGUACCAGCCGCGACCCCUAAACCCCCCCCCCCCUCCGCUCUGCCCCCCUCUUAUCUAAUGUUGUAGCACAACUGUGAAUGUGAACCCUAGAUACCGAGAAAAACAAAAACUCUGUUUAUGUGUGCGUGGGUGUGUGUGUAAUUCAGUGUUAACCUUUACUUAAUAUACUAUGAAAAAAAUUAACAAAAAAAUAAUAAUAAAUGUGUAUUUAGAUUCAUUCUGGUUUAUCGCAUAUCAGCUGACUUGGAAUGGUGGAUAAAUGUUGGUUUCUUUGCGCAUCUCCCAGACGAAGACUGUGUUGUUAAAUGUGGACUGUGUUCGGUGUGUGUAACUUCACUGGCCAACCCCCACUCCUCCACCCCUGUGUCCGGACUAAUACUGAGCUAUGUUUAUGUCAUUAAAAACUUGGUUGUACCUAUAUCUGCCCGGCCAUUCAUCCUCCCACCUGUCUACAGUUCCAACUGUACCUGAAAACAACUUGCACUGCAAAUCUGGAUUUGUCAUCGAACACAUGACCCUGUGUUCAGUUUAACUUUUUUUAAUUACUUUUUUCUUUCUUUUUUUUUCUCUUCAUUUCUUUUGGGGGGGGGGGGGGGGGGUCGUACGAAACAUGCAAAACAUUUGUCAACUAUGUUCAAAUUGACUUAUGCAUUUUAGACCAUUUCAAAUGAUAGAUUAUACAUAUUUUCUUUAAUCUUUAUUUUGAAAGAAGAAGAAAAAAUUAUCAUAUAUUUUCUAGUUAUGUCAAAAUAUAUGGUUGAAAAUAAGGCAAGUAGACAACAAAAUAAUAAUUCCCGCCUUCUUUGUACAUACCUCUUAAUCUGUAAUCAGAGGCUGUGUUGAAUGGAAACUUUGCCCCUGUUGCGCCCUCAGCUGGUGUGGAGUGGUACUGCAUCGUAGCAUGCAACGCAGGUCAAUCUAGGAGGCAUUCUAAUACUCAGAGGACUCCUUUCCUGGUCUCGGUCUCCACACAAGAUGACUAAAUGUUAGGGUGGGAAUCAAAGGGACGAGGAGGCAGUUGUGUAUGUGGUUGGGAUGUGGCGUCAGUCCUCGGGUUGGUUCAUGUACUGCCACUGGAAGUCUUGAGGAUGUCACUGUAAAGCACUCGAGUAUACGCUGGAUGUUUUGUGUGUUGUUUAUUUCCAAAAGUGACUGUAUCUUAAUCCAUUGUGGCAUUAACGAAGUGUUGAAAGAAAAAUAAAGACUACGACACAAAAAAAAGAAUGUGGAUAAGUAAUGUUUGCUAAGUAUUCAAAUGAAGGCUGUGUUGGUUUUUUGUUGUUUUUGGAGGUUAUUUAUGGACGGCAUCGUUCUUUCUUCCUCACCCCCACCUGCAUGUGAGUCCAAAUGAGAUGCAAUAAAAGACAAAUACACUGAUCCAAACUAC
Molecule: messenger RNA, 3377 nt
Organism: Pseudoliparis swirei
Lineage: Eukaryota; Metazoa; Chordata; Actinopteri; Perciformes; Liparidae
Gene: snap91b
Product: synaptosome associated protein 91b
Exons: 22
Coding region: 51-1835 (594 amino acids)
Biological process (GO): synaptic vesicle budding from presynaptic endocytic zone membrane; clathrin coat assembly; clathrin-dependent endocytosis
Cellular component (GO): synaptic vesicle; extrinsic component of presynaptic endocytic zone membrane; clathrin-coated vesicle
Molecular function (GO): clathrin heavy chain binding; SNARE binding; 1-phosphatidylinositol binding
Source: RefSeq, a predicted model, not a curated record